Molecule: messenger RNA, 534 nt
Organism: Macadamia integrifolia
Lineage: Eukaryota; Viridiplantae; Streptophyta; Magnoliopsida; Proteales; Proteaceae
Exons: 1
Coding region: 1-534 (177 amino acids)
Source: RefSeq, a predicted model, not a curated record
AUGAUAAACAGCUGCAAACUCCUUGACCUUGGAUCGCAUGGCUCUCCAUACACCUGGAAUAGUCGUUGUCAUGGUGGGGUAGAUAUUCGAAUUAAACUUGAUCGCACUCUAGCUAAUGCAUCGUGGAGAACUCACUUUGAGAACGCAGUUGUUUUCAUUCAUCUGGCAGUUAGUUCAAAUCACAACCCCCUUCUUAUAGAUACAGAUGGGGGUAAAUCAGGUGGAUCUCAACCAUUUCAGUUCGAGUCGAUGUGGCUUCGCCACCCCAAAUGUAAGCAAAUCGUCUCUCAAGCUUGGUCAGCACCUACUGUCGGACCUUCUACAUCAACCAUCAUUUGUAAGUCCAACAGAUGUAAGCAUGCUCUGAAAUGCUGGAACAAGGUAGAAUUCAGUAAUGUGCAAGAAAAAAUCAAAUCUCUUAAAAGCCAGCUUGAAAAGAUCCAAGGGCUUCCUCCUUCCGAUUACAAUCAGAACAGUGAGAGUCUCAUUUCCUCUUUAUUGGAGGAAGAAUUGGCCAAAGAAGAGGCUUUAUAG